CCGUUGCGAAGUAAACAUCGAAAAAUGGACGAUCGUACCGUAGAUCGUAUAUUCGCCGGUUCCUUGGAGCAUUUGCCAUCCGUAAGCUCAAAGAUCGUCAGAAUAUUCACAAGUUCAACAUUUACAGAUACAACAAUGGAAAGAAAUACUCUAAUGGCAAAGUGCUACCCUAGAAUUAAAGACUACUGCAGAGAGAAACACGGGCUAGAAUUUCAGGUAGUGGAUAUGAGAUGGGGAGUGCGAGACGAAGCAACAGAUGAUCAUAUGACGACUGAAUUAUGUAUGAAAGAAAUAGAGAACUGUCAAAGAUUGUCGAUGGGCCCCAACUUUGUUGUGUUCCUAGGGCAAAAGUAUGGGUACCGUCCCAUACCAACCUAUAUAAUAUCUUCGGAGCUUCAACUGAUUAGGGAUGAGGUAGCGAAUACUGGAGCAGAUCCUACUCUGAUAGACACUUGGUACCGCAAGGAUAGUAACGCGGUACCCCCAGUUUCAGUAUUGCAACCCAUCUCAUCCAUUUUGAUUAAUUUUAAUAACAAGAGGAUUCCAAAAUUGCAAGCGGAAGACCAAGCGAUCUGGUGGGACACCUUGGGUAAAUUUCAAAAACUUUUUCGAAAAGCAUCCAGUACGUUAUACCAACAAGGAAUAAUGGACAAGGACGCGAUGCACAGUUAUUUUAUGUCUGUAACGGAAAGGGAAGUGAUCAACGGAAUUUUAAAUGUGAAAAACACCAAAAAUCAUUGUUUGGCAUACGUGCGAUACAUUAACAACAUAAACCUGCAAAACAUAAAGAAAGCGUCAUUAUUCGUGGAUAUUCUCAAUCGAAGUUUGGAUCAAGAAUCGUGUAAAUUGCUGGCAAAUUUGCGAGAUGAACGCCUUCCUGACAAAAUUGAAACGAGUAAUUUGCAAAAAUACACGGUGGAGUGGAUCGGACGUGAAGGUCUCGAUCCAGAAACCCACGAAGAAUAUCUCAAGCACUUCAUAACUCACUUCUAUAAAAACAUUACAAAGCUCGUCGACAGGGCUAUGAGGAAGGAAGAUUCGAGCGCUACAGGACAGAUAGUAACCGAAAUCUUGCAACACUUACAUGCGUGCAAUAACUCAGUGAAGGUAUUUUAUGGACGCGAAGAUAGUCUGGAGAAAAUUCAAAAUUAUAUGUUGGGAGAAUCAGAUAAACCAAUGGUUCUGUACGGCGAGGGAGGUUGUGGAAAAACAUCAUUAUUAGCAAAAUCUGCCAGUAUGUCUACUGCGGCCGAAUGGUUCAAAAAUAAGAAACCGAUCAGUGUGAUACGUUUCUUAGGGACAACACCCGACUCCAGCGCGUUAACUCCAACGUUAAUUUCAAUAUGCCAGCAGAUUUCCUAUAACUUUACUAUGCCCUUUGAAACGAUACCUGAUGAUCUGGUACCACUCACCGCGUACUUCAAGCAGCUACUAACAAUGGCUAACAAGGACCAACCGUUCGUACUGUUUUUAGAUUCGGUUGAUCAACUGACGGGGACGCAAGAUAAGGUGUCGUGGUUACCUACGCGACUUCCGCCGUAUUGCAAGAUAAUCGUAGCCUGCGCAUGUGAGGAAAGUAACCCGGACGUAUCUCGCGAGUACCACACGUUACGAAAAAUUAUUGACGUGGAGGAAAAUUUUAUCGAAGUUACCGCGCUGGGAGAGGACCUGGCGACACAAGUCAUAAAGAUGUGGAUGAGAAAAGCUUGCAGAGACUUGACGAACUAUCAGUGGCGCCUGGUUGCGAAUGCAAUUUCCAAGUGUAGCCUACCGAUAUUUGUAAAGCUAGUGUUUGCGGAAAUAUGCAGAUGGCGUAGCUACACCAAACCGCAGGAGACUCAUUUGGCCUCAACUGUUAUGGAUUCGAUUAUGAUGCUAUUUGAGAGAAUUGAAAAACAGCACGGGCGGAUUUUGGUGUUUCACGCUUUGGCGUAUAUCACAGCUGCGAAAAGCGGCUUAUCCGAAUCGGAACUGGAAGAUCUCAUUUCACUGGACGAUAAGGUUUUAGACGAUGUGUAUCAGUACCACAUGCCGCCUGUUAGACGUAUACCCCCUUUACUUUGGACUAGAAUUAGAAAUGAUCUUCCUAAUUACCUAUCCGAACGAGAGGCGGAUGGUGUGAGCGUUAUGAAUUGGUACCAUAGACAAUUCCGAGAUGCGGCCCGUGAACGUUACUUCAAGAAUAUGAAUAUGGCCAUGUAUUUCCAUUCAAAUAUUGCAGAUUAUUAUUUAGGGAUUUGGGGUGGAGGUAAACCCAAACCGUUUAAAUAUACAGAAAUUCAAAGACACAGAUUUAAUUUGACCGACAAGGAGGGAAUUGCGGAUAGGAAAGUGCCCCUCCAACCUUUGGUUUUUUUGACGAAAGAAGGAUUUGUUGCGAGGUACAACUUACGGAAGUUUGGCGAACUACCAUACCACAUGGUUAGAUCGCGCAGAUUCAAGGACCUAUACGAGAACGUGCUCUUUAGUUACUCCUGGUUAUAUUGCAAGCUAUCCAGUUGUCCCUUGCAAUCCAUUCUAUCCGAUUUUGAAGACUGCAGCUCCAGCAUUGACAAAAAGGAGGCAAAGAGAGAACUGAUGUUGGUUGCGGAUGCUUUGCGAUUGGGUGGGGCGGUUUUGGUGCAAUACCCCCACAUGUUGGCACCGCAAUUAAUUAGUCGUUUAUUACCAGAAAUCGGCACCAAUCCCAAUGUUAAAAUGUUACUGAAUGCCUGUGACGAUUUAGGCCCGGCUCAUUGUGCACUUGUCCCACUGUAUCAUUGUUUGCACACUCCUGGUGGACCUUUAAAGUACUCACUUGAGGGCCAUCAGUUUGCUAUUUUCGCUAUGUGUAUUACUUCAGAUAGCCGUUAUGUGGUUUCGAUCUCAAACCGUUUCAUAACUUGGGAUCUCUCCACCAGUGAUAUGACCCGAGAUGUUAAUCCAAACAUCGAGGGAAUAAUGCAGCAACUUGUUUUGAGCUCGGAUAACAAAUGGGCUGGUGCUUACACUAAUAAUAGCCAGGUUGUCUUGCUGAACACGCUCACCAGCGAGUUUACGGUUAUGGACAAUCCUUUACCAGAUCAAGACCCUGUCGUAGGGGUUGAUUUACUGACUCACAAUCUGUUUGUGUAUGGUGCCAAAUCUUGGGUCCAGUUUGAUGUACGUGGUAAUCAAGAGAAUGUGUUUCAUACACCAGUAGAGGACGAAAAUUGGCACAUAUUGGUUGUUGACUAUGAUACCCGCAGCGAAUACAUCAUCAUAUUUUGGAGAAACGAUCUGGAGAACGACCAAAUGAUGCUACGAUCCUACAAUAACAAUGUGGACUUUAAGCCCUUGGAGUACCACAGUGCCAUUGCAUUUUCAAAUGAUAAAGAGGUACUAUACACUUGCACGACUGAAAAUGUAUACGCCGUAAGUAAAUAUGGAAGAAACUACACCGAAAAAGAAUGGGAACUGAUUGAAGACCUCCCACGAUCGGAAAGUGACGAUACGGAGGUUAUGCUUCAAUUGAAACUGGACAAAGCGGACCAAGUACUCUUUGGAACCACCAGUAAUGGAUACGUCAUUUGGGAUUUUGGUGAUAAUGGGCAAGGCAUUGCUGUAGAACUUCGUCUUCCGUACGGAGUUCGAAAUAUUUCCACCAAAAUGCUGGAGUCAAAUUCGAUAAUGUUAAGUGCGCAAAAAAAUUACGCAGUAGCUGGAGUGAGGAAAAAUUUGUACAUUUGGUGCAUGAAAACGUACAAACUACUAAAAAUAUUGGACGCUCAUUUUGGACGUAUAAUCCAACUCGAAGCUUUGGCUAUAGGUUCGUGGAAUUGUAUUGUAACAUCCUCAAUUGAUCGCACAGUGAAAGUGUGGAAUAUUAACAACAUAUUUGAGCAAGUCCAUGUUAUCGAUAGGCAUGAGUUACAAGUGGAUGCGAUUAGUUUAUCACAAAAUUUAGGAAUUGCCGUUACUGUAACACGAAAUUGUGUUGGCGUAUGGGAUUUACGCACGGGAAAGAUAAUCGCCAAACUUGCGGAUAGUCCCCUUGGUGCUAUAGUGACCAACGCUUUGAUAACACCAGAUGGGCGGUACAUCAUCUCUGCGGAAUCGGGUAAUCUCCUCAUCUGGCUACGCUUAACCCAGCAGGUCAUCUUCAAAGAAGAGCAUAAGGGAAUCAGACAGUUGACUUUGAUGAAUGAAGGCACCACGGUGUUAGCGGUGUCAAGACCUGGUAAUCCUGCGGGCACAGAUGUUGUAAAUACCGUCGCCAAGGGAAUACUACGCACGAUUCCAGAAGGAGAAACCGUGUACACUUUUGAGUAUCCCGUCAGGAGUAUCACAGGAGUUCCAUUCAAACCAGCUGUAAUCACUUGCGACGGGCAGAACCUUAUACUUUGUGCGGCUGAUAAAACAAAUAGGGACUGUGUGAUGGUGCACAACGCAAAAACGGGCGCAAUCGUACAUAAGAUUUCUUUGCGCCAGUGUGGAAUUAAGGAUAUACAGUCACUUGUAGCUAUGCCCCACAAGCCACACCUGAUUGCUGUGAUAUCUACGGAUAAAGGUGCAAUUAUCGAUAUCAGAAGUAAAAAACAUCUUCGCUCAAUUCCAAAAUGGGGAGGAAGCUGUACUAAAGACGGAAAGUUCGGAUUAUACGCUCCGACCCGAGGCGGACUGGAAUUGCUAGAGUUAAAAAAAGGUCAAACAGUUAAAACCUUUAUACCAAAGGUUGCGGAAGGAGUAUUUACAGUUAUUUGCAUGUUUAACAAAACUGACGAGUAUGUAUUGUACUACCACAGUGGCAAAAAAACCAUGAGAGUCUUUCGAACUGUUGACGCUCAAAUGAUUGCGAAUUAUCGCGUGCAGGCUGAGCUGACCGCAGUUGAAAGUACAGAAGAUGGAAAGGCGAUUGUUUUAGGAACGGUAGAUGGGUGUGUUUCCGUUUUGGCGAUAGUAGAUCAUGACAACGCAGAAAUGAAGGACUACCUAGCUUCUAUGCCAUCCCGAGAUGAAGAAUGGAAGAAAAAAUUGGAACAACAACGGGCGCGUCUGAGAUUUAAGGCCGUUGGCUCAGUUGCGAAAUUGUCGACCUUAUUUUUUAAUAAGAAAAAUCUUGAUAUUGGUUCAUCGGAAAAUGAAAAUAAAGACAACACCACCAACGAGGGGUAGUUUAAACUUCAUUUGUAAAUUGUAGUGACUAGAUCUAAAAUAAGUGCUAUUAUGCUCAUAAAUCAAGUCAGAAACAAUUUGUUAUAACUUCAUAGCGUAAAUGAAAGAUUAAUUGUUCUAACGGAUGCUGCACAAAGUUGUUUCGUCCAAAGAGUUAACCUGUCCUCAGGUAAUUGACUGACUGAAUCCAGGAUUUGGAAUGAUAUAAAUAUAAUUUCUGAGUCUUCAGACGCAGCAUUCGUCUAAACUA
Molecule: messenger RNA, 5383 nt
Organism: Photinus pyralis (common eastern firefly)
Lineage: Eukaryota; Metazoa; Arthropoda; Insecta; Coleoptera; Lampyridae
Product: NACHT and WD repeat domain-containing protein 2
Exons: 28
Coding region: 25-5133 (1702 amino acids)
Molecular function (GO): protein binding
Source: RefSeq, a predicted model, not a curated record